Amoebophrya sp. A120 is the source of this 333-nucleotide messenger RNA. NCBI's taxonomy places the organism in Eukaryota, Dinophyceae, Syndiniales, Amoebophryaceae. The record is from the annotation of a GenBank genome assembly.
AUGUUUUUCAUGAAGAGAAGUACCGAGAAAGCGGCUGCCAGUUCACUUCUAUCGGGAGAGAUUUUUCCAAGCUUCUGGAGCUUCGAGAGCGACCAACUGUUCGUUGGGGCGGAAUUGCAACGGAGGACGGCACCGCGCACGCCGCCAUGGAAAUCGCCGCGGAGAGAAAGCGGAGUGCCCGAGAUGACCGAAGCGCGGCCUCCCGGGCGUGUAAAAUUCUCGAGCGUGCCUCCUGCACUCCGACGCAGCAGGACGCAGUUGGACCUGAAGUGCAACAAGUCGAAGAGGGUCGCAAGGUGUGCAAGGACAACAACAAUUUCGCGUACUAGAUGA